Adineta ricciae is the source of this 579-nucleotide messenger RNA. The record is from the annotation of a GenBank genome assembly. Lineage: Eukaryota; Metazoa; Rotifera; Eurotatoria; Adinetida; Adinetidae.
AUGCCAAAUUCAGAAAAAAACGAAACCAUCAAUCUCGUCGAACUUGCACAAGCUGAGCAAAUACAAGUUCGUAACAGUUUGUGUAGUCUCCUUGACCCUGAUUAUUGUAAGAAUGGAGGAAUUUGUUAUGCUACUGAACAAGGAUUUGGUUGUCAUUGCCCGUCUGAGUAUACUGGAGAGCGAUGCGAACACCGUUCACCAUGUUACCAAUACUGUUUACACGGGGGUUUAUGUUAUUUUACUAAUAAUGGUCAACCAAAAUGCUUUUGUCAACCACAUCUUGAGGGUGACCGUUGCGAAAGAAAUAAGACAACCUGUAGCAUGAUGUCUGCUGACUAUUGUAAGCCUGGAGCCUGUGUUACAAUACCCGAUUCACCAUCUUACUGUCAAUGUCCUCCAGCAUUUAUUGGUGAGAGAUGUGAAACAUCACUGAUUUCAACAACAACAAAAACACCUUCGGGUUCUUGCACUCCAACAACAUGCAAGAAUGGUGGUGUGUGCCGUAACAUUGGUAAUUCGUAUCUCUGUUAUUGUCAGAAACCAUAUUCUGGCACUAACUGUCAGUCUUAUGCAGGUUAA